CCAGAGACAUUUGGUGAAGCUCAUCGUUCACAGAGCUUAUUCCAUUUCCUAGUUUCGACAAAACCGUACAAAACCUAAAAUACAGUUCCAUUUGGCUUCCAAAAAAAAUGCAUAAAAAUUAAAAGUGAAAAAAAGUGAAACCAAAAACUUGACAAAAAUUAAAGUUACCUAAAAAGCCCAAAAUCUGGUGAGGACAACAUGCAGCCGCGCUACAAGCUGCGUGUCCUGGCGCAGCGGCAACGCCUGGUCCCCAACCUAAUGCUUAAUAUUGUCCAGAUCCUGGAGGAGGCUGGCCAUCCCUUGAGAGAGAGCGAGCUGGUAGUGAGCCUGAGGAGAGUCUACCACCGUCCUGACCCGGAAUUCCAGCGCCAGGUGCGUCUCAAUCUGCGUGACGGCGUCUCCUAUGGCAUCCUGAGGCGCAACAAGAACCUCGUGGCCCUGCGAACACAACGACUCGGCGAGCUGAUGGCCGCGUUAACACCAUAACCUCUGGGACACUAAUUUUACACAAUUUUUGGUUAUGGGUUUCCAACAACGCGGUCACCGGAAGUAGAAAUUUUUAUUUGGAAGCCGAAUGGGACAUUACAACGUGGCUGUUUGUGGAAUCUUGUAUAUGUUUGUUUUUUUUGUUUAUAAUUUAUAAUAUAUAGAAAUAUUUUUGAGA
This is a messenger RNA of Drosophila kikkawai, 664 nucleotides long. RefSeq lists its product as uncharacterized. The record is from RefSeq and is a predicted model, not a curated record. NCBI's taxonomy places the organism in Eukaryota, Metazoa, Arthropoda, Insecta, Diptera, Drosophilidae.